UUUAAUGAUUGUGAGAAUGCUAAUAUUGGGCUAUUAAUGAUAGAAUGGGAGAGCUCAAGACUGAAAAGCAUGUUGAGUACAUUUUAUCAGUUGAGAAGAGGAAGGAUGAUUUUGUAUCAGUGGUGAUGGAGCACCUAAGGUUAAAUGGGGCAUACUGGGGAUUGACAACUCUUGAUAUUUUAGGAAAGCUUGAAGCGGUUGAUCAAGACGAAGUUGUUUCAUGGGUCAUGCAGUGCCAACACAAAUCUGGUGGCUUUGGUGGUAAUAUAGGACAUGACCCACAUUUGUUGUAUACCCUCAGUGCUAUUCAGGUUUUAGCACUGUUUGACAAGAUAGAGGUUCUUGACAUCGAGAAGGUCUCGAAUUACAUUGCUGGCUUACAAAAUGAAGAUGGAUCCUUUUCAGGUGAUAUGUGGGGUGAAGUUGAUACGAGGUUUUCUUAUAUUGCAAUAUGUUCUCUAGCGUUAUUACAUCAGUUGGACAAAAUCAAUGUGGAAAAAGCUGUCAAGUACAUCCUUAGUUGCCAGAAUUUGGAUGGUGGAUUUGGAUGCACACCUGGAGCAGAAUCUCAUGCUGGGCAAAUUUUUUGCUGUGUGGGAGCUCUUGCUAUUACUGGUUCUCUACAUCAUGUUGACAAGGACCUCCUUGGAUGGUGGUUGUGUGAACGCCAAGUAAAAUCUGGAGGUCUAAAUGGACGUCCUGAGAAGCUUCCUGAUGUCUGUUACUCGUGGUGGGUCCUUUCUAGCUUGAUCAUGAUUGAUAGAGUUCACUGGAUUGACAAGGAAAAGCUUGUUAAGUUUAUCUUGGAUUGUCAGGAUAAAGAAAAUGGUGGAAUUUCAGAUAGGCCGGACGAUGCUGUUGAUGUCUUCCACACCUACUUUGGAGUUGCCGGUCUUUCACUUCUUGAAUAUCCAGGAUUGAAAGCUAUAGAUCCAGCAUAUGCACUGCCUGUUGACGUUAUCAAUAGAAUUUUCCUUGGCAAUUAAAUGGGGCAGUUUACAUAAUUUAAGCUUGGAGUAAUAAACGAUUUUCUCGUGGUUUCAUUCUGUAAGAUGAAUAAUAAUCUAAUAUAAAAUCUUGAGCUUGAAUUCUUUUAUAGCCUUGUUUUUGUUUCUACAAUUUUGAGGAAUUUCAUCGAUUUGUUACUUAAAAUUGUAAAAUAUUAUCCUUAAGAAAGCACACGAGGUGUUACUUUU
Olea europaea var. sylvestris is the source of this 1196-nucleotide messenger RNA. Its product is annotated as geranylgeranyl transferase type-2 subunit beta 1. The record is from RefSeq and is a predicted model, not a curated record. The transcript has 9 exons. NCBI's taxonomy places the organism in Eukaryota, Viridiplantae, Streptophyta, Magnoliopsida, Lamiales, Oleaceae. Gene Ontology annotation, molecular function: Rab geranylgeranyltransferase activity. Gene Ontology annotation, cellular component: Rab-protein geranylgeranyltransferase complex. Gene Ontology annotation, biological process: protein geranylgeranylation. The coding region runs from base 45 to 986 and encodes 313 amino acids.